Messenger RNA from Hibiscus syriacus, 1008 nucleotides. RefSeq lists its product as uncharacterized. Bases 1 to 1008 code for a protein of 335 amino acids. The record is from RefSeq and is a predicted model, not a curated record. The transcript is spliced from 2 exons. NCBI's taxonomy places the organism in Eukaryota, Viridiplantae, Streptophyta, Magnoliopsida, Malvales, Malvaceae.
AUGAAUAGCCUCAUCCCUGGAAUGAUUUCUCUCAACCAAACAACUUUUAUUAAGGGAAGAAGCAUCGUUGACAACACACUUCUAGCUCAGGAAGUGGUUAAAGGCUACGGAAGGAAGAACAUAUCCCCUCGAUGCACUAUGAAAAUUGACAUUCAAAAGGCAUUUGACACUCUUCAUUGGAACUUCAUUACUACUGUCUUGAAAUCUCUAGGCCUUCCUCAAUUAUUCAUUGGCUGGAUUGAAGCAUGCUUCACUGAGGCAAGAUUCUCAAUUUCUUUCAAUGGGACUCUGAUAGGAUUUUUCAAAGGAGAAAGAAGUAUCAGAUACCUCGGAAUUCCACUUAUUACAAGAAAGCUUACAGUGAAAGAUUGUGAUAACCUUAUAGAAAGCAUUAAGUCAAGGAUAAACCUGUGGUCUGGAAAAUUAUUGAGUUUUGCUGGCAAACUAGAGCUCAUAAAAUCUGGCAUGUUCAACAUUUCAAACUACUGGUGCAGACAACUCCUCCUACCCCAGGCUAUUAUCAACAAGAUCGAACAGCUAUGCUCUCGCUUCUUCUGGAAAGGAUCCGAUUCAGCUGCUAAAGGAGCGAGAAUCAGCUGGGCAAAAAUCUGCACAUUGAAAUCCGAGGGAGGCCUGGGACUGAAGAAUUUAAAAACAUGGAAUCAAGCAUGCAUGAUAAAACUCAUCAAGAAUAUCCUUCCAGGAGAAGGAACGUUAUGGGUGGCAUGGAUCAAGAAAUAUGUCCUAAAGGAAAAUAAUUUCUGGCAGAUCGAAAAACGCUCCAUUUUCAGCUGGAGUUUCAUCAAACUUCUCAAGCUAAGAGCUGUAGCUUUACUUGCAAUAUCGAAUAGGACUAUCACAAUAAGGGAAAUAUGGCAUGAAAUUAGGACUAAUGGGGACAAAGUUCGUUGGCAUUCCUUGAUUUGGUUUCCUCUUCAUAUCCCUAAACUCAGUAUGAUAGCAUGGAUGGCUUUACUCAAACGUCUCCCAACUAGGGACCGACUAUAA